Molecule: messenger RNA, 210 nt
Organism: Brenthis ino (lesser marbled fritillary)
Lineage: Eukaryota; Metazoa; Arthropoda; Insecta; Lepidoptera; Nymphalidae
Source: the annotation of a GenBank genome assembly
AUGUUCUCUUUUAAAAAUUCAAACAAGCCCGACCGGUAUCAUGUCGUCAAACCCACCAUGAAGAGGCUCGAGCCAAAUAAACAAACAAAGGCAAACAAUAAAAAUAGCUGCGUAACGACGGUGUCGAGCGCCAGUCCGCCCCCGCCUCCCCCCGCCCCGCCGCCCCGCCGCCCCGCCGCCCCGCCGCCCCGCCGCGCCGCCCCGAGGCAU